AUGUCCAGUGAAUCCGAUGCAUCCGUAAACAAACUCUCUUGCGCCAACUGUUCCAAACCUGCAAAUCUUCAGUGUCCGAAAUGCAUGGAAUUGAAGCUUCCUCGGGAAGGUUCUGCAUUCUGCUCUCAAGAAUGUUUUAAAUCUUCGUGGAGUUCGCACAAAUCAGUGCAUCUGAAGGCAAAGCUAUCUUCAGCUGGUACACAGAAUUCAGACUCAGUUGGUGAAGGAUGGCUAUAUUGCGUGAAGAGAGGGCAGGGUCGAAGUCCAAAGCUUCCUUACUAUGACUGGACUGGGGCGCUGCGGCCAUAUCCUAUAUCUCCUAAACGGAUUGUCCCAGCUCAUGUUGUUAUACCUGAUUGGGCUGAUGAUGGAAUUCCCAUAAUUGAGCCCAAUAGUGAUCUGCAGCAUACUGUUGAGAUCAAGUCACCAGAUCAAAUUGAAAGAAUGAGAGAAACUUGUCGGAUUGGAAGAGAGGUGUUGGAUGCUGCUGCUCGGAUUAUUCAGCCCGGUGUGACAACUGAUGAAAUUGAUAGAGUAGUUCACGAGGCAACUAUUGCUGCAGGAGGAUACCCAUCACCUCUCAAUUACCAUUUCUUUCCAAAAUCUUGCUGCACGUCUGUUAAUGAAGUGAUCUGCCAUGGAAUUCCUGAUGCAAGGAAGCUCGAGGAUGGUGACAUUGUAAAUGUUGAUGUCACUGUAUACUAUAAAGGUGUUCAUGGUGAUCUCAAUGAAACGUACUUUGUGGGAAAUGUGGACGAAGAGUCACGUCAGUUGGUCAAAUGCACAUAUGAGUGCCUGGAUAAGGCAAUAUCCAUUGUUAAACCUGGGGUACGAUUCCGUGAAGUUGGCGAAGUUAUUAAUCGUCAUGCUUCAAUGUCAGGCUUCUCAGUGGUAAAAUCGUAUUGUGGUCAUGGAAUUGGAGAGCUUUUCCAUUGUGCACCAAACAUUCCUCAUUAUGGAAGAAAUAAAGCAGUUGGUGUGAUGAAGGCUGGUCAGACUUUUACAAUUGAACCAAUGAUCAAUGCAGGUGUCUGGCGAGAUCGAUUGUGGCCUGAUGGAUGGACUGCUGUUACAGCAGAUGGUAAACGAAGUGCCCAAUUUGAGCAUACUCUUUUGGUGACAGAAACUGGUGUCGAAGUUUUAACAGGGAGGUUGCAGACAUCACCCAAUGUUUUUCCUUGGUUAAAUUCAUAA
Vicia faba (fava bean) is the source of this 1194-nucleotide messenger RNA. NCBI's taxonomy places the organism in Eukaryota, Viridiplantae, Streptophyta, Magnoliopsida, Fabales, Fabaceae. The record is from the annotation of a GenBank genome assembly.